Molecule: messenger RNA, 3778 nt
Organism: Pocillopora meandrina
Lineage: Eukaryota; Metazoa; Cnidaria; Anthozoa; Scleractinia; Pocilloporidae
Source: the annotation of a GenBank genome assembly
AAAUCUCCACAACGAUCAAUUGAACGCAAGGAAGUGAUAAGCGGGUUUCGUGUUGACGCUCAGGCUGGUAACAGCCUAAAUAUAGAUGUGAUCGGAUAACAUAAAACCCUGUUCGGGGCGACCACAUUUCGAGGAAUCGACAGUUAAGAAAUCGUGUUGCCUCUUGCAUCUGAUCAUUUGAAAAGAGAUUUCGUUCAUGGAACGUGCCAACAUUCGUCUGAUAGCCCUAGUGAUCGUGUAUAUAUUCUACUUGUCUGUGGGAGCUGCGAUUUUCUCGUCGAUCGAGGGACCUUACGAGCAACGCAUUCUGUCAGAUCUGAGACGAAAAAGAGAUGAUUUUCUUGCGAAACAUCCUUGUGUUACUGACAAAGAACUUGAAAACUUUGUGAAGCAUGUUGUGGCGGCUCAAGACAUGGGAAUACCGCCACUCGGUAACGCAAGCGAUAAAAGGAGUUGGGGAUUUGGUAGUUCGUUCUUCUUUGCCGGUACUGUCGUAACCACAAUUGGUAAGUCAAUGCAAAUUGCUAAAAGCAGGUGACCGAGUGGCAGGUCUAAUAGAACCCGUAUUUACCCGUUACUGAAAUAAAAUAGCUUUAUUCCCACCUAAGUGAGGUUAAACCGCUAAUUAAUGUACAAGAUUAUUCCGGCUUAGGCUUUCGAUUGCGUGCACUUUUACUUGUCAGUUAUGCGUUUCUUUCGACCGGCAGGGCCCUUCAUAGGCAAAGGCAAAGUCUACCAUAUUAUUCGUGAAAAGUUGUUCCCUAGGAAUUUAGUCUUCACAAGUAAUACGUUGCAAGGACCAAUAAACAGUCUGUGAGAGCUGGUAACUAUUAAGCAUAGUGAUAACAUCUCUUUGAAAAUACCGUGGGCCGACAAAACUUUUCAUCUUACAAGGUAUCUUUGAUGGAAUUGGACCAUUUAUUUCAUUCAGAAGUUACGUGCGUGCGCUGUCUUGGAUAACAUUUACGUUUGAAGUCAUGGUUUCGUUUUUUCAUGUAAAACAUCUUGCAUCUGAUUAGUCACAAAACAAUUGCAAUAACCACAGCUCUUGGGCAUGAUUGACCUUUGAAAGUUGCCAAAGGAACAGAAGGAUUAAAAAUAUUUCGAUGAAAACGAUUGUUACAGUUGAAAGGAAAACAACUUUUCAACUUGGAUUUCUUGAAAUUUCUCAAUUUCUCUGCGAGGUGGUGUCCCUUUUUAUCAGCAGAUACGGGAUCUCUAAGAAAGAGAACCACAAGGUCAAAUUUCUACAUCUUUCCGUGUUUCUUAUCGCUGCGAAAAUACUGAUCGUUCUCUUUUCAGAUAUUUUUCAAUAUUUAAUUUUCGAAAUGUCAUCAAUGAUUCUUCCACCAGCGUAUUGAAAAAAAUUAUAGACAUUUUAAUAAAGCAAAACUAAACACUGAAAGGUCACUCGCAAGAUUACAAUUAGUCGAGGAUCUUUAAGGAAUUCAUUCAAAAAAAGAAAGGGAAAAAAAAGAAAACUAUGCAAAAAUGUUGUCGACUAUGUUUGAAAGCAUGUGUUAUUUUGCCUUUAAUCUGCGCCCUGGCAGCCGCUUUAUGGAGCACGCAGUUUUUCGGUUUUCUACAAGUUUAUGCAGCAGUACCAAUCAAAAACAGUAGUAUGAAUGGUUUUCGGGGUACUCGCAGAAUUAGUAUGUACCUGUUGACUGAGUGGGAGGGCCGGACGGGAAAAUAUUUGGCUCGAGGUCAUGACGUUCCUAGCAAGCGCAGUGAGGUUCGCGUGUCAUGAACUAGAGCUAAAUAUUUUCCCGUCCGGUCCGACCCUACUCAGUCAAUAACCAUUUUAUCACAUGUCCACCUACAAUUUUUUGAAAAUUCGAAAGGUUUUAUUUAAUUUUAAUAGGACGCGAUAGACUGGCGCGCGCGGGAAAGCCAUAAAAAAGAUUCAGCAAUUAAAACUUCUCCUUUGUUUUUCGGAGUGAGAACAAGAAACUCACAAUUCAUCAAAACGUGACUUAUUUUGUCACUUCUGUUCACUGCUCUCACUUAACUUUGCAAUAACAGAGAACAGUGUUCUUUCUUCUUUUCCUUCUUUUUUUUUCGUAACAAAGCCGUACAAGUGCACUAGGGCAGGACGGCUUUUUCCGGACCGGCUCACGUUAACCAGUCCUGCCCUACACACGUCAGCUUUUACGAUGGUUUUCUAUGGCACUACACAAGCUGGGCCGGACGAGUCAUAUGAUCAUUUGCCUUAAUGCCUGUUGUAAUGUUAUUCCCUUCUUAACUAACCACAGCUUCUUCCGCAAGAGAAAAUUAAUCAGUUUUGCUAACAGAUAACAACUAUGAACAAAGGAUGACAACUAUGAACAACUAUCCACCGAAGUGGAGGUGGCCAGCGUUAGACAUUUCUCCACAAGCCACCGAUGAAGUGAAUAGUCGCUUUAAUAUAUAUAAAAACAGAAAGAUAAUAUGUCAAAAGAGGACGAUUUUAACUUGUUUAUUUCUGCAACGAGUACAAUUAUUUCGGGCGCAAAUCCUGCGCAAGUAGCUCGGAGGAAGGGAUAUUCGGAUUCUGAGUAGCCAAUCAAAGUGCACCUUCAUUCCUACUUAGUAUAUACUGCGAUGAUAUAUGCAAAAAUCUUGUUAUCAGAUAUUGACUGAUAUUUACUGGUUUUGUUUUUACAAUACGCCCGGGAUCUGAUAUGCAACUUUGUUUUUCAGGAUACGGGAACAUUGCCCCUUUGUCGGAUGGUGGAAAGGUAUUUUGUAUGGUGUUCGCAGUGUUUGGUAUUCCCAUGACAGCUAUCAUGUUGACAGCCAUAGUAGAACGACUCCUUCAGUUAACCGAAGUAUUGGAAAAGUUUCUGUGCAGUACUUGUACCGUACGUGGUGUUCCAACCGCUUAUUUGCGCUUCCUUCAUUUGUCACUGAUCAUGUGCGGCGCUAUCACACUAGUCAUGAUAAUUCCAGCCUUCUUUUUCAUGUUCCUCGAAGACUGGAGCUACUUUGAAGCGUUGUAUUUCUGUUUUAUUUCCUUAACUACCAUAGGACUUGGAGACUUUGUUCCUGGUGAUGACCCGAAGUGGCGGAGGAGUGAAUACCGCUCACUUUAUAAAGUCUGCUGUGUGUUUUUCUUCAUCACUGGACUCACAUUCUUGCUCCUCAUAUUAGAGCUUUGCGCCAAAAUUCCGGACGACCAUCCCGGUAUGCUUUUCUCUUGUCACAAACCAUUCCUCCAGGAGGACGAGGAGGACAUUUCGGCUUCAGCAAUCAAAUUGCGUCCGCGAUAUUCGAUAUCGAGUAGCGGAAGUUCACCGUCAUCGCCUGACAGGCAAAGACUAUCCAGAAACUCUUAUGAGAGAAUAUCCGGCCGUGACAAGGAAUCUAGAUGACGUAAAAAAAGCUAAUAAAAUACUAAUGGCACAUAUUUUUGGCUAAGCCGGCCCAAAAUGGAAGCUCUUAAAAUUCAAUGCGAUGAAACUUCACUAAAUAGGUUCCUCUUAUAUAUCUAACCUGUACAAAAUAAUAGUCAGUUGCCCAGAGAAUUCUCUAAAUCAGUCGGAAAAGCUUGAUUUCAAGCCAGCUAAUUAAAUUUUUAAGCUAUCCCAUUUCGCUUCACUACGUCACGAAAUUAAAUUCAGAGGGUUAUUUGUAAUUACAAAAAUUGUCCAGUCAAAAACUAUUUAUAAACAUGCAAGAGUCUGCAUUUUUACAGGGUGGAGGGCUGCAGGUGAGAUCUCUUUUGGGGGGAGGGGGGGGAAAGAGAGAGAAAGCGAAAAAUGGCUUCAAAGGGAGGGCCAUACCAAGAAAAAUAGAG